AUGUGUGAAUACGGAUUGGCUGAUUCAAUCUUCAGCCACCCUUUUUGAAUUUUGUCUGUUCCAGCAUGCGACUGUUUAUUUCGUAGCCGUAGGUUCGUGUGUAGAGACGUAUGGGCUUUUCAUAGAAAGAAGCAAUACUUUGCCGGAGUCUUAAAAGGUUGAAAUCCCUUUGAGAUAAAGGUUCAGCCAAGAUGACGAUCAACUUGGGUGUUAAGGCUCUUCUCGGCUGGGUCAACGCAUUAAAACUGUCAAACCGUGAGAUCGCUAUCGACGAUUUGAAAGAUGGGACAAUCCUCCUGAAAAUUGUUUGUAUGCUGAAAAAGGAAUCCAACUCCCACUUCAGUAAUUCCAUUGAGGAACGAUUCAAGCUCAUUGCAGACUUUCUGGAAAGGGAUUGCAGAUUUUGUUCAACCAAAGGAACUUCAUUAUCUUGGGACAACAUAAAAGAUGGUGUCAACCUAACCGUAGAAAUUGCAAAGGUGCUUCUGUUGCUCGUCUAUCACGAUGUCAUGAAUGACCGCUUCACUCUCAAUAAGUUGGAAUGCGACGUGGAGCGAGAGAUAGCAAACCUAACUGGUUCCUUUGUGAUGGAGAGCAACGGAUGCGUUUAUUUGAGCAAAGGACUGGAUGCCAAUUUGACAAGGAAACAUUUGCCUGUCGCCCGUGAAAUAUUUGAGAGAUCAGCAACCACUUCAACCUCCAAUGUGUCGACCAUCUCCUCCUUUUCAGAGGACGAUUCUCCGGUCUUCCUCCGCACACAGAAAAUCACUUUUGUUGACAUGCAAACUGUGGCUUCCACCUCAGUCAGCAGGUCUCCUCUGCAGGAUAUCAUGAACACGCCUAAAUUUCAAUUGAGGAAGUUGCAACGUCAGAUGAUCAAGGAGAGAGACUACAGAGACGGGUUGGAGAAGGAGCUGGCCAGCAAGCUUGCACUCAUUGCACAGAGAGAGUCCCAUAUUAACCAGUUGCAGUAUCGCCUGGAUAAAAUGAAAGAAGAGCAAGGUGAUCAGGAUAAUGUCAUCAGGGAACAGCUCAAUGAGCUUCAGACCAAGAACAACACGUUAAGCACUCGUCUAAAUGAGAUGUUAAAGCAAAACAAAGACUUCAAGAUUAACUCCUCACUUAUGGAGCGCAAAGUGGAUGAGCUGUCAGAUGAAAACGGUGAACUCUCAUCCCAGGUGAGAACUGUGCGUUCACAGCUGGCUCUAUUUGAGGCAGAAGUUGGGAGGCUGAAUGAAAUCCAAGCAUCCACUCGGGAGGAGUGGAGAAGCAAAACAGUUCACCUGCAGUCUGAGCUGAACCAAGCUACUACUCAAAAGGAGCUGCUGACUGAACAGAUUCAUAUCCUGCAGGGGUAGAUUUCCUGUUUUGGAGGAUGAUAU
This is a messenger RNA of Gasterosteus aculeatus aculeatus (three-spined stickleback), 1382 nucleotides long. RefSeq lists its product as uncharacterized. The record is from RefSeq and is a predicted model, not a curated record. Gene Ontology annotation, biological process: establishment of mitotic spindle orientation. Gene Ontology annotation, cellular component: centrosome; spindle pole; spindle microtubule. NCBI's taxonomy places the organism in Eukaryota, Metazoa, Chordata, Actinopteri, Perciformes, Gasterosteidae. Gene Ontology annotation, molecular function: microtubule binding.